This is a messenger RNA of Acomys russatus (golden spiny mouse), 1393 nucleotides long. It is a transcript of the gene Cdipt, whose product is annotated as CDP-diacylglycerol--inositol 3-phosphatidyltransferase. The transcript has 6 exons. Bases 438 to 1079 code for a protein of 213 amino acids. Gene Ontology annotation, cellular component: Golgi apparatus; membrane. Gene Ontology annotation, biological process: phosphatidylinositol biosynthetic process. The record is from RefSeq and is a predicted model, not a curated record. Gene Ontology annotation, molecular function: CDP-diacylglycerol-inositol 3-phosphatidyltransferase activity. Lineage: Eukaryota; Metazoa; Chordata; Mammalia; Rodentia; Muridae.
UGCGUUGGUACGAGCCGAAGCCAAGGGGCCCCGGCAGGAAAAGGAAGCAGGUCGGCCUUAAAGGGGCCUCAGCCAUUAUUUAUUUUAUUUAUUUAUGUAUAUCUAAAACCUCUCUCUUCUUCCUCCGAUGUUGUUAACGUACCCAACAGAAGAGUAGGCUCGGGGAAGCCGGGCGCAACCGGAGCCGCGGGGCCCGCUGCUGGUGACGGCAGCUCCUGCUCAUCGGAAAGCAAGGUGUGCGUGAGCUGCGCCCAGGGGUGUCCCGCGCCCCGGUGCCCUGCGGGACCUAACAGCUGGGGUCGCGCGGGGGGAACUGGGCCCAGGGCUCAGGUGGAGCGGCUGAUGCCCCGAGCUGCAAGGUGAGGCCACUCUGGUGAAACUGGGACAAGCUCUUGCACGUCCAGAGCUGGGCCGGGGCGACAAGGGGAGCCGCCAAGAUGUCAGAGGAAAAUAUCUUCCUGUUCGUGCCUAACUUAAUCGGUUAUGCCCGGAUUGUCUUCGCCAUGGUUUCUUUCUACUUCAUGCCCUGCUGCCCCUUCACGGCCUCCUCCUUCUAUCUGCUCAGCGGGCUUCUAGACGCGUUUGAUGGACACGCAGCUCGAGCCCUUAAUCAAGGAACCCGGUUUGGGGCCAUGCUAGACAUGCUGACAGACCGCUGCUCCACCAUGUGUCUCUUAGUCAACCUGGCCCUGCUAUACCCUCGAGCUACUCUUCUCUUCCAGCUCAGCAUGAGCUUGGACGUGGCCAGUCACUGGCUCCAUCUGCACAGCUCUGUGGUGCGAGGCAGCGAGAGCCACAAGAUGAUUGACCUAUCUGGGAACCCUGUGCUUCGAAUCUACUAUACCUCUAGGCCUGCUCUGUUCACCCUGUGUGCUGGAAAUGAGCUCUUCUACUGCCUCCUGUACCUGUUCAGUUUCUCCGAGGGACCACUAGUGGGCUCUGUGGGCCUUUUCCGAAUGGGCCUCUGGGUCACGGCUCCUGUCGCCCUGCUCAAGUCCGCCAUCAGUGUCAUCCACCUCAUCACCGCAGCAAGAAACAUGGCUGCCCUGGACGCCGCAGAUCGUGCCAAGAAGAAAUGAUCCUGUCCCGUCCCCAGCUGCCUACCUGCCCUCGGUAUCUACUGUGCCACGUGGCUUCUCUCUUCCUCCUAAGAGGUCCCAGUGUCAUGUCUUUCUCAUGUGUUCUCUAACCUGCUGGGAUUGGGGGGUCGCCCUCUGUUUGGUGUUGCCACUGUCUCUUUUAUCCUGAGGCCUAGACCCAGCCUGUGACCCCCAUGGACCCAGCACUGCAAAGCAGGAAGAGUGCUCGGGAGGUCCCGCCAUCCAGCCAGUGCUCCCGGAGGCCUGUCUGAGAAUUGGGUGUUGCCACACAGCCUGCUGGCUCAGCCCUGGGG